UCUUUAUAAUGGCAAACAAAUCAUAGGAGGCCAAAUAAAAAAAUAAAAUAAAAUUGGAUUUUUUUUGUUAAAGAGUGUUUUGGUUUUGGUUUCUGAAGCGCAGAAAAGAGUACAGCAAUGCAAAAUACACCCUCAUCCUCUCUUCUCUUCGACUGUCAUCUCUUUCCUUUCGAUCUCUCUGAUUCUCUUUAUGUGGUAGCAACGACAAUGGUGGCAAGUGGGUUCAACAUUGGUUGUUGUAGGCUGGAGGGUGUACCUCAUUGGUGGUCUCACAACAAGGGUAGAAAGGUUGCUUUGUUUUGACAUGUGUGUAAGCUUCUGAAGAAUUACAGUAGGAAUAAUCUAUGCCUGGAAACGAAGUUGGUGACAGGGUCCACAAUUUCUUCGAUCAAGGUAGCUUGUCACAGGACCAACAUCAUACACAAGUUGCGUCAAAUUGGCCAUUGUUUAAUAACAAUAUAUGGAGUGGAAGCGAGGCUGUAAAUUCUGGUUCUGAGAAUUACAGUGCACAACAAUCAGACGUAGAGAGGGGUCAAGGCCAUCAGUUCUCAUUGGGUCCUCAUGGGUUGAACUUCACUCGGCCAGGUUCAAGACCUGAAUCUGUGAAAGGUUCAUCACAGAUUCAGCAGUUGAAUAUGAAUGGAUAUAUGCAUCCAUCUCAAGUUGGCCAUCCAAGGCAGAAUGAGGCUAAUUUUCUGGGUGUGAACACAGAACCUGAUCGACACAAUAUGAUGACAAGGAAUCCCUCAGUUCUUGAAUCACAUCAGAGGAGUGGUUCACAUCAGUCUAACUCUGGAAGUUUUGGAGGCUCAGAGUCACCGAUGAAUUUCAAUUUUCUUGGUGGCCAACAGCAUAUGAAUGGCCAGCAAACAGAAAUCCUGCAGUCAUUAUCUCGGCAACAGCCUGGUAAUAAUGAUACCCAAUUGCAGCAGCAACUCAUGCUGAAACAGAUGCAAGAGCUACAGAGGCAUCAUCAGCUUCAACAAUCGGAAGCAAUACAAAGAAGUGCAACAAACCAUAUUUCUCCCUUUAUAAAUCAGGCGGCAGGGCAGCAUCAAUCUGCUGUUAAUGGCAAUCCUAUGCGCGAUACAUCUAACUAUGCAUGGCCCCCUCCAGUCAUGCCUGGCAAUUCUAACUGGCAGCAACGAGGUAUGUCAUCUUCUGUGCCAGGAUAUUCCAAUGGAUUUAUGGUUACCCCAGAUCAUAGCCAAGGGAUGCAAUUUUUGGGUAUGGUUCCUCAGCAAACUUCUCAGUCUUUGUAUGGGGUUCCUGUUUCUGGUUCACGAAGUUCAAAUGCAUUCUAUCAGAACAAUACCGAUAAAUCUGGAAUGCUUCAGGUUCCAACUCCCAGUACUUUUUCCGGAAAUCAAUAUGGUUCACUUGCAGAGCAGAUGAAUGUGAAGGAUGGAAAUAUGGUCUCCAGAUAUGGAUCUGAUGGAAAAAUAUCUUUUGAACAGGCUUCUAGUCAGCAUAUGGGACAUGAGGUUAAUUCGGGAGGCCUGACUCAGGUGCAGCAGAGGAAUAUGCCGAUGUCUGAACGUGGUGGACAAGGAUUUUCUGGGGUUUCAGACAUGCUAACUGAAAAAUCUGUAAAUCAGUGUUCUUCGCAGACUAUUGGUUUAGAUCCAACUGAAGAAAAGAUUUUGUUUGGCAAUGACGAUAAUACUUCUAUUUGGGACGCAUUUGGUGAAGAAUCACUUGCAGGUAGUGGGGAUGCCACAGAUCUCCUCAAUGGCUUUUCUUCGGUACAAAGUGGGACCUGGAGUGCUCUGAUGCAGUCUGCUGUUGGAGAAACCUCUAGUACUGAUGUAGGGAUGCAGGAAGAAUGGAAUGGUCUAGGCUCUCAGAACUCCAGAUCACAAUCUGGCAGUCAGCAUCCUUCAUUUACUCACGCUAAUGAGAAAUCACGACGGAAUUUGGUUGACAGCUCCCAGAGAGGCUCACUGGGUUCCCAACCUGGCACCAGUAAUGUGAGCACAUAUAAUGCAAACACAAAUCCUAAUUAUGUGAACAGUUCUGGGCAACAGCAGCCAUUUCCAAAUCAAAAGAAAGAAUAUCUACAAACAGAAAGUAUGAAUGCACAUGAAGGAAGGAGAUGGUUGGAAAUUAGUCAGCAGAAGUCACAUGCAGAGCAGAAGGGGGUGGUUGAAAAUUCUAAUACUUCUAGAGAUUGCUCCAGGGCGGAUGUUGGCUUUUGGAGCCAUCAGCAGAAUACAUUUUUGCAUAACAAUGUUCAACAAUCUAGUCGACCAAAUGCUUCAAAUUUCAUUGGAUCUGCGCCAGAAAAUGGAGGUAUAUCCUCUAGCUACCAAAAUAACUUGCUUGAGAAAGAUCAUAACAUGCAGAUAUACAUGGAUACAGGUCCUGGUUCUGCUUCAAGGCUUGAUCCUGUUCCAAAUUCUACUAUUAAAAUGGAUGGUGGAUUUGUCAAUCCAAAAGAUGAUACUGGUGCACCGGGUUUGAGCAACAUGAAAGUCAACCUUGAAUCUGGCCAAAAACUUCCUAAUAGUUAUCAUCUUGAUUUUUGGAAACCAGUUAAUUCUGGAAAAUCUGGAUUGGAGGGUUCUGUAAGGGACCGUCAUAAUUUGAGUAAAGGACCUCCUAUCUUGGAAUCUUCAGAUAAUAGCCCUGAUGGUGGAGCUGUUGAGAUGCAUGAGUCAGAAAAUAGUGAUAGAAGGGAGAGUUCCAGUGAUAGCCACCGCAGCAGUUUUCCUCAUAAUGCCUCAGUUGGUGUUUCGAGAGAGAAUAUGUGGUCGAAUUCUGCUGAUCGACGUAGUUUUUCCGGAGGCAAAGAGAAGCCAUCAGAUCAGACUGGCAAAAGAGGACUGGUAGCCCGGAAAUUCCAGUAUCAUCCCAUGGGAGAUGUGGAUAUGGAUUUAGAUUCUUCUCAUCCAGAAAAACAAGUUUUGCUUUCACAGUCCAUGGCUCAGCUCUCUGCAGGAAUUAGAGGCCAAGAGUUGAACCCAAGAUUUCAUGGUUCAUUGAACACUAACAUCACUGAUAUGGAGAAGGGUCGGACAUCUAAUUUCCAAGGACCUGGUAAUGCUUCUCGUGGAGUAUCAUCCGGUGGUUUUCAUCCUGGCUUCUUGCCUAAUAUCUCUUCCCAAUUUUUGAGAUCCAGUGAAAUUUCUUCUUCAAACCAACAAAUACCUACUAGCCAGAAUAUGCUUGAGCUUCUUCACAAGGUUGAUCAAUCCAAGGAGCAAAGUUUAUUGUCUGACAUACCUAGCCAGGGUCAGUUUCCCACAUCUCAUGGUUUUAGCUUACAACUGGCUCCUCCUUCUCAGGCAAUUGCAUCUUCGAAUCUUAAUGAUGCUUUUCAAAACUCCUCAAGAACUGUUGAUUCCCCUAGUUCAGGUCAUGUAGCUUCUGAAAUGGGAGAUAAAACACAUACAUGGUUGGCGUCUGUGUCAUCUGCUCAUUGUUUACCCUCUCCACUUCAACCAACUCCAUUGGAAUCUGGGAAUGAAUCUGGUGGGUUGGGAAACAAGGAUGCUGAUGUUGUAGUUCCUAACUUUAAAGAGAAUCGUUCUGCUCGCUUAUCAUCUAGUUCCAGUUUGAGUAGCCCUCUUACAAAUCAGCACUUGACUACUCCUGGUGGAAAGUUGCCAAGUGAUCAAUCUGCUACAGUGUCUUUUAAUAGGCAUGCUUACCAUGACCAGCAAUUAAGUGGAAUGCAGCCUCAGGCUAUAACUAAUCACACUGCUGGUAAUUCACACAAUUUGUUGUCUGGGAGGGAUAUCAAUCAACCGGGGAUGAGUGCUUUGAUGCGUCAAAUGCCUGCCUCGCUUCAUGCUGUUAUGGCUGGGAUGCCUAGGAAGGAUAACCUGUCACCUCUAGGAUCUAAUCUUUGGACUUCUCAACAACAAUUGUUAGGUUCCCCUGCUUUUAAAGCUCCUGAGAUGAUCAAGUCUCAGUUUCACUCACCUGAUGCUUCGGAAACUUCUUUCACCCAACAGAAGAAAGAUGAGCAAGAUGUUCCCAUAAGAGUUGAUUCUUCAAGUUCUCUAGGUACUGGAGUUAGGGAGUCCCAAACAGCAGAAGCACCUUCCGUAAAGAAAUCUGGUGUUUCUUUGGAAGAACCUUCUGUGAGGCGUCUACAGGAUGUGUCUCCAAAUAAUAAUGCUCAUAACAGCUACUCUUUGCUGCAUCAAAUGCAAAAUAUGAGGAAUAUAGGUUCUGAUCCAAGCCACCGGGAAUCAAAGAGAUUGAAGGGACAUGAUGAUGGCCUUGAUCCACAACUAGGCGAUCAAAAUACUUCUUUUCAGCUACCACAUGAAAGUGUUCCUUCCCAGGAUUCCCCCUCAUUUGGUCGUAAUGAUCCUCAGAAAUCUGUGACUGCUAAUGUCACUUGUCGGUCUGAGAAUACUGGCAUUAGUCCACAGAUGGCCCCAUCCUGGUUUGAGCGUUAUGGAACUUUCAAAAAUGGCCAGUUGUUACCAGGGCAUAAUGUGCCAAGAAUUCCUAUGCUGAAGAAUGUGGAACAGCAGUUUACUGCUGCUAUGACAGAGGGUAGUCAAAUUGUUAAUACUUGUGAAGCUGCAAAAUCACAUAUUCCAAGUGAGCAUGUUUCUUCUCUACAUGCAUCUGUCACUCAUGUCUGUGCUUCAAGUUUAUUGUCUGCAAGGACCAAGAAGCGGAAGACCGCUACAUCAGAUCUUCUUCCAUGGAAUAAAGAAAUAGGUCAGAGUCUCAAGAGGCUUCAAAACAUGAGUUCGGCAGAAGUAGACUGGGCUCAUUCUUCCAAUCGAUUAAUUGAAAAGGUUGAAGAUGAUACUGACAACAAUGAAGAUCUAUUGCCAACAAUUAGACCAAAAAGAAGACUACUCUUAACAACUCAACUUAUGCAGCAAGUGUUUCAACCCCCUUCAGCAACUGUUCUAUCACUUGAUGCAAGUUCCGACUAUGAAUACAUUGUAUACUCUCUUGCAAGAUCUGUAUUAGGUGAUGCAUGCAACCUAGUUUGUGGCGUGGAUAGUAAUUCAGCAGUUGAAAAUGGAAAUCCCCUCUGUGGGAAGGUCAAAUCUUCAGAAAGAAUACAAGAUCAAUACUUCUCAAAAGCUGUGGAAGAUUUUGUAACUAGGGAAAAGGAGCUGGAAAAUAAUUUAUUAAGAUUGGACAAGCGUGCAUCAAUUCUGGACUUCAGACUAGAAUGCCAGGAUCUAGAGAGGUUUUCUGUUAUUAACCGUUUUGCAAGGUUUCAUGGUCGAGGUCAAGCUGACGGGACCGAGAAAUCAUCAUCCUCUGAUGCAACUGCAACAGUUCUCAAACCUAUUCCACAGAGAUAUGUUUCUGCUCAUUCCAUGCCUAGGAAUGUUCCUGAGAGGGUACAAUGUCUUUCGCUUUGAUCAUGAUUGAUAAAUUGAUUUUCCUUCUAAAUGGGUCUAUUGUCUUCACAUCUCCCCUAAUUUUGCAUAAAAGUUCUAUUUCCCGCACAUGGCACUGCCCUGAUGAAGAUGGUGGAGAAGUCUAUAGACAGUAAGAUUGCCUCGGAAAAUCGAGGCUGUUCUUAUCAAAUCUAAGGCAAUUACGUUAUUCUUGAUAAAAUUGAAGUCAUUGUAAAUCUUCUUUCAAAUGGUAAAGCCGUAAAGGUUAAGUUGCUCCCGCCUAUGUUGUAAUACAUUGGGAAAACGAAAGUCCAUCGUUGUAGAAGUGGUUAAAAAGUAGAGUUUAAGGUUAGGAAAUUGAUAUGUAUGCUUGUUCGGGUGCCUCUCAAGUAAAAUUCUUGGUCAGUUCACGGUGCUUGGAUUUCGAGCCCUGAACUUGGGAUUCAUUUUCCUUUCCAUUCCCCUCUCGUCCGAUUUUUUUUCUUACUCGUAUAAAAUUUUUGCUAGUUCCUAGUUAUGAUGGAUUAGACCCUGGUGAUGGAUGCUAAGAUUUUGUUUAUUGUAAAGAGUAAAGAAAAGACGCAAUUUGGGAGGAAUGGAGAAAUGGAUUAGUUCUACUGAUUACUGAAUACUGAUGCUAACAUUCAUGCUACUGCUGUUGUAUGUAAAGAAUUUGAAUUUGAAUAUGAAUGUAUCAUUUCUCAUUUCCAA
Messenger RNA from Amaranthus tricolor (Joseph's coat), 6038 nucleotides. RefSeq lists its product as uncharacterized. The coding region runs from base 345 to 5348 and encodes 1667 amino acids. The record is from RefSeq and is a predicted model, not a curated record. NCBI's taxonomy places the organism in Eukaryota, Viridiplantae, Streptophyta, Magnoliopsida, Caryophyllales, Amaranthaceae. The transcript has 10 exons.